GUAAGUUAUACGUUAUCUAUUUACCAUGUUCUUGAAUUAUAGGUCACCCUGUUAGUUAGCCUACUUUAUAGCAGGCAUCGUAUUACUCCCCUCAUUAUAUACCGGCUAUUUAUCCAUCUUUAAAAAUGCCUGUAUCUCGUGAAUUACAACUGCCGAGUGGUGAUAAGAUACCUACUGUUGGUUUUGGUACCUGGACAGUGUGGCAAGGUGGCGAGGGCGAGAUAUAUAGAGCUGUUAAAGAAGCUAUAAAAGUAGGAUAUCGCCAUAUUGACUGUGCCUGGGUUUAUAAAAACCAAGAGGAAGUUGGUCAAGCUAUUAAAGAAAGUAUUGAUGAAGGAGCUGUUAAAAGAGACGAUUUGUUUGUUACCACUAAGGUUUGGGACACAGCACAUCGUCGUGAUGCCGUAAAGGAAAACUUGAAGCAAUCUUUGGUUCAACUUGGAUUAAGUUAUGUCAACCUCCUUUUAGUUCAUUAUCCAGUUUCUUUUAAGGACGGAGACGAUCCUUUUCCUAAAGAUAACGAUGGCAACAUUAUAUUUGCAUACCAUGACAUUGUAGAUACGUGGAAGGGAAUGGAAGAUUGUGUAGAUGCUGAUCUAGCUAGAAAUAUCGGAUUAUCUAAUUUUAAUCAUUUACAAGUACAGAGAAUUAUUGAUGCUUCAAGAAUACGACCAUCUGUUAUACAGUUGGAAAUUAACCCACUAUUUUCAAACAGUCAGUUGGUUGAAUAUUGCCAGAAAAGGAAUAUACAUGUAACAGCCUACGCUCCUCUUGGUGCCCCUAAUAGGCCAUGGAAGACUAAAGAUGAACCUGAUUUGUUAGAAGAACCAGUCGUUAAGCAGUUAGCCUCGGCGAAAGGAAAAACACCUGCUCAGAUUGUUUUAAGAUGUCUACUGCAACGGGGCAUUAUUAUCAUUCCCAAAAGCUCGACGCCCGCUCGAAUUAAAGAAAAUUUCGAGUUAUUUGACACUGAAUUAAAUGACGAUGAGAUGAAGCAAAUGGCGGCAUUAGACCGAAAUUUAAGAGUUUAUAUAGAGCCGAUAGCUGCCAAUCAUCCGGAAUAUCCCUUUAACGAUUUCUGAGAUCAAAUAUAUUGAUGCAAUAAAAUAGAUUUCACCAUUUC
Patella vulgata (common limpet) is the source of this 1123-nucleotide messenger RNA. Its product is annotated as 1,5-anhydro-D-fructose reductase. The record is from RefSeq and is a predicted model, not a curated record. Bases 126 to 1082 code for a protein of 318 amino acids. The transcript has 10 exons. Lineage: Eukaryota; Metazoa; Mollusca; Gastropoda; Patellidae. Gene Ontology annotation, molecular function: aldose reductase (NADPH) activity. Gene Ontology annotation, cellular component: cytosol.